GAUUUAUAUUACUUGAAUUACCAAAUGAAUUAGAUGGAAUUCAUGAAAUUCUACGUACAACACCAAUAAAUAGUAUAAUAAAAACUGUUGGAUUACGUAUGUAUUUAUCAUCAGAUCAAAAUGAAUUUAUUGUUGAAAUACGUAGUCAAUAUUUAACUUAUAAAUAUUCAAUAAAACGUAAUUUUAUACAACAACCUGGUAAAUGGAUAAAUAUGCAAAUAUUUUAUUAUCAAAAUCAUCCAUUAACAAUACGUGUUGAUGGUAAUACAAAUACAUCUAUUGAAAAUGGAACAAUUAUUAAUGAAGUAAAUGUUAAGUUAUCAACUGAUGUAAGAUUAAAACAAAAUUUGAUGAUUGGACGAGGUUUAAAAAUGUGUAUAAGCUCAAUGACAUUAUAUGAUAUGUCAAGUGAAAAUAAUUUUGAUUUAUUAGCCAACACAGCUAAUUCACAAAUAUGUUAUACAAAUAUGGAUAUAUUUGAACCAUUACAAGGAUUAAUAAAUGAUUAUAAAAAUCGUACAAAUUCUGCAUCUAGAUUAGAAAAUUUUAUUAGACCAUUAUCAUUUCCAUCGGCAUCUUGUAUUCAAUAUCCAGAUAUAUGUAGCAAGAACGGUAUGACUAUGUCAAUGUGGAUAAUGAUUAAUGGAUUUGUCAAUGAAUAUGGAGAAAAUCUUGAUGUGAAGAACAAUGAAAGCCUGACUGCAAUAAUUUUGUCUACUGGUCCACCCAAUAAUUCUGGAAUUUUAAUUCAAGUCAGCGGUCAAUUAGAAAAUGAGGAAUUGAAACUGUCGUUAAAAACUAGUAUUUACACUCGAAAUUAUUUAUGGCUAGUUGAUUCAAACAAUGCAUUGGAAUUAGGUCAAUGGACAAAUAUAGCAUUUAGUUGGUUUAGUCAACCAGAAGAUAACAGUGGUUCACUUAGAAUUUAUAUCAAUGGUUUACUUAAACAAUCUUCAACAAUACCGACUUCUGUGUUGAAUAUGAACACAGAGUUAAAUGAUACUUCUAAAGUAUUUAUUGGUUCUGCAUAUUACAAUUGGAACAAAAAUACAACUGAUUCAGUUAAUAAAGUAUUUGCCACCGGAGGCAUUGCAAAUUUAGCAUAUUGGGAAAGCAAAAAUGUUAUCAGUUGUUCAAAGCCUAGAAAAACAAAAAAUUCUUACUUGGAGAUUGUGAAAGUGAUAAUGACAUACCAGAAACAGUUACAUGCGUUAUGAUGCAAGGUUGUAGACAAGUUGACGGUCUCGUGUGUAUGGAUGAAACACUAUCAAAUCUUAUUCGAAUGGCAAAUCAAGCAAAUAAACUUAUUUAUCCAUCAGAUUUUAUGAAAGUUUUACAAAUAAGUAUAGAACUUUUGACGAUGUAUAACCCUUAUGAAACUAUUUCCAAUAAUAGUAAUAAUAAUAAUAAUGAUCAAAACAAUGAUAUAUCAUUUGCUUUAAAUGUUUUAUCAUCUACAAUGAAUAUAAUACAUUCAUGGUUUAAAACAAUUGAAACAUUUACAAAUACUAUAGAUCAAUCAAUAAUUAAUGAAAUUAAUUCAAUAAAACAAAAUAUUCAUUACAUAAUAAUCAAUUUAAUAAAUCAAUUAUUAUCAUCAAAGUUUAAACCAAUAUGGUUACAAUUAUUACAAGAUGACAUCAUUAAAUAUAAUAAAUUAUUACCUGAAUUAAAUAGAAUAUUUUUAUUUAUUUCAAAUAUCAAUGAAUAUAGUCAAUUAAAUUCAUGUUAUACAUUGAGAAAAUUAAGAAAUAUGAAUGUAGCUAGUUAUUCAUUAAGUUUCCAAUUGAAUAAUACUAAUACUAAUAAUAAUGGUGAUAAUAAUUGUUUAUUGGAUAAUAAGAAUCCUUUAAUGUUAAAUAUAUCCCAUUUAACAAAUUCAGGCAAUGAAAUUUAUCAUUCUCAAUUUAAAAUUAAAACUAAUCUUAAUGAUGAUCAACAGAAUAUACAACUGAAUGGAGCUUUGACAAUUUUAACUAUUUUAAGUAAUAAUAAUGAAAACUUGAAGAUUGCUGAUAUUCCAUUAGAUAAAUUUAGUACUAAUACACAAUAUCAACAGAAUUAUAUUGCUAAUGAACAGAAAACGUUAUAUAAGAAUAAUACUUUACAAUCGAAUACACCACUUUUAUUUUUUAUUGCAAGUCCAUUGUAUUCUGUUGAAUUUUAUGCAGAAAAUCAGUUAUAUAAGACACUAAGCAAUAGUGUUAAUAGUAAUAUGACAAUUCAACUCAAUUAUACAGUACCAUUAUUACAUUUGAAUAAAUAUCAAAGUGUUUAUUAUUAUGAAACAACUUGGCGUAUGAAAUGGAUGGCAUAUAACUCUGAAAAAUAUAAUGAAGGAGUAUUAGCCAAUCAAAUACGUUGUGUAUAUUGGGAUGAUCAGUUAGAUAUAAAUGGUGCAUGGAAUACAGAUGGUUGUCAAAUUAUUAAAUCUACUAAAACACAUGUGCAAUGUUCAUGUAAUCAUUUAAGUCUAUUCGCUGUAGCAAUGGAAUCAGAAGAUGCACCUUAUAGAAGUGUGCCAAUAUGGAAAGCAUGGGGUACAAAAUCAGAAUCAGAAUGUACCAUGUUGAUGAAUAUUAUUAUUUUUGGAGGGAAUGGUCUGUCGUUGACAUGUUCAAUAAUAUUUCUUCUUACUUUGAUCACUGUAUGGAAGAAGGCUAGUAUACCAGAUAUCUGUUUGACACGUAUGGGUUUAUGUUUUUGUCAAAUAGGAUUUCAUGCUACUUUAUUGAUUGAACCAUUAAUGAACCAAUAUCAAAUACCAUGUCAAGCUAUUGGUGUAUCAUUAAAUCUAUUUGCUAUACUUGUAUCAAGUUGGCUUUCAAACGAAGCGAUAAGUCUAUUCAAAAGUUUUGUAUUAGGUCAAUUAAAAUUAACUUAUUGUUGGACAUGGAUUACAGGUAUUGUUAUACCAGUUUCAUUAGUUUUAAUACCGGCAGUUAUAUCGAAGUUAAACUCACACGGUGGUGAUUUACUAUGUUUACCAGCAAAUGAAUCAUUAGAAUUUUGGAUUAUGUUCGGUUCAAUGUUUGCUUAUACAAUUAUUAAUUUAAUUGUAUGUUUUACGUUAACAUGCAAUCUAGAAACACCAGCAUUUUUACCGCCAAAGAUACUUGAUAGACUAUUCACACGUGUGAAGAAACUGAAUUCAUUAUUAUUGUACUAUCUCAUAACUUGGAGUCUACUUUUGUUGUAAUACAAGUGACAAUACCGUAUGUAGUUUUUAUUGCAUUCGCCCUUGUCUCUUUACAGGGAACAUGGAGUUUUGUUAUUUAUGGUUUAGAAGACAGAGAAUUGUUUAAAGCUUGUCUACGAAAUGUGCAAAACCAACAAGAAAGUGACAAUAUUUUAGAAACUAAUAAACUGUCAACAGAUCCUGUCAUAAAGAAUAUGGAAAAAGAUGAAUUAUACAUAACUAAUCAGUCUACUCAUCAAGAUAACAGUACUGCUGUGAAUCAACAAGAUCAAGAUACUAAGAAAGAUGCACGAAUUCUUCAAAGAAACAAAAGCAAUAAGAAGGAUAUUUAAUAAAUGUCAGUUCUAAUUAACCCCAUAUAUGUAAGUUAUCAAUUAAUUGAAUACAAAGAAAAUAAUGAAAUACUGUAAAGUAUCACUUCUUUUUUGGAUUAACUACUUGUAUCACUAUUUGAUGUUGUUAAAAACUUCAUGUCCGUAAAUACUGAUUUAUCCAGAAUGGGAUUGUUUUUAUUACUUAUUUUCAGAAGCAUAUAAAACCUAUUUAAUAAAUUGUAAUUCAUGAUUAAAUCC
Molecule: messenger RNA, 3771 nt
Organism: Schistosoma mattheei
Lineage: Eukaryota; Metazoa; Platyhelminthes; Trematoda; Strigeidida; Schistosomatidae
Source: the annotation of a GenBank genome assembly